GACGCGUUAAUGGACGCUCUGCUAUCUCUAGGAGCUACUACAUGCUCAAUAGAGGAUGCCAAUACAGGCACAGAAGCCGAGCAGGAGAUAUACUCAUCCGGGCCCAUUCCCUGGGAUCCCAGUGGCCCCCGCAACCUCUGGAAUCAGACUCGGCUACGGGCGUUCUUCCCAGCCAAUCAGAGCGAGGAGAACAUCCGUAGCACUGUUCACCGGGCGGCAGACUCAGUGCAGUGGGCCAUGGGGGGGUGGGGGGAGGAGGAAGAGGGAGAGGAGGAAGGUGGAGGAGGGGAGGAUGGGGAGGAGAGGGAGGAGGGCGUGGGAGUAGUUUUGCUGGGGUUAGAGGAGGUAGUGGAGCGAGACUGGGUGCAGCAAGUACAGGACUCCUUCCAUCCCAUCCACGUGGACCAAGGCCUUUGGAUCGUCCCUUCUUGGGCCACACUGCCGGAUGAGGUCUCUCAAGACCAGUCCCAAGACCACCCCUUUCUAGCCAUAACUCUCGAGCCCGGUCUCGCAUUCGGCACCGGCGACCACCCCACCACCCGCCUCUGCCUGCGCUGGCUGCGCGCGGUCGUGACACCUGGCAGCACGCUAUUGGACUACGGCACGGGCUCCGGCGUGCUUGCGAUCGCAGGGAUCAAGAUGGGAGCAGCAGCAGCGGUGGGGGUGGAUAUUGAUGAACUGUCAGUGGCAGCAGCAGCCCACAAUGCAUCCCUCAACAGCAUCUCCUCUUCGCAAUUCACCGUCCUUCUUACGCACCCGGACGGCCCAGACCCUCUUAACGAGUUUGACAAUAAUGAAGCAGGAGGGGCCGGUGCUACAGAAUCCAGGGUUGGUGUAACGCUGCCGUCCCUGCCUGCUGAGCUGGUGGUGUCUGACUCGUCGGAGCCACGUGUGCUGUUUGACGUUGUCGCCGCCAACAUUCUCGUGAACCCUCUUCUCCUAUUGGCUGAACGGAUCUCCUCCAGAACCAAGCCUGGUGGGAGGCUUGGGCUGUCAGGGAUUUUGACCAAUCAGGUGGAGCAAGUAGUUGCAGCAUAUGCUCCUUAUGCAAAAGUCAUCUCUAUUGAGGAGGAGGAUGGAUGGGCUCUUGUUCACCUGCAAAGAAAACAAUGA
This is a messenger RNA of Closterium sp. Naga37s-1, 1113 nucleotides long. NCBI's taxonomy places the organism in Eukaryota, Viridiplantae, Streptophyta, Zygnematophyceae, Desmidiales, Closteriaceae. The record is from the annotation of a GenBank genome assembly.